Messenger RNA from Astyanax mexicanus (Mexican tetra), 6265 nucleotides. RefSeq names its product zinc finger CCCH-type containing 7Bb (gene zc3h7bb). NCBI's taxonomy places the organism in Eukaryota, Metazoa, Chordata, Actinopteri, Characiformes, Acestrorhamphidae. The transcript has 22 exons. Gene Ontology annotation, molecular function: metal ion binding; miRNA binding; protein binding. Bases 281 to 2980 code for a protein of 899 amino acids. Gene Ontology annotation, biological process: miRNA processing. The record is from RefSeq and is a predicted model, not a curated record.
AGCGUUUACUUUCAACCAGCGGCCAUCCGCCUUUAGGACCCCGCGGUCUGAUCAGCGGCCCGAUUAAACUUGAGCGCAACUUGGACAAAACCGACUGGGAAGUAUCACAUGUUCCGUCCAGAUUCUUCAACCGUAUUUUGGAAGCAAGUGGACACUUCUAAAAGCAUGAUUUUAGAAGAAUAAAAAACAUCACGCGUCUCUUCUUUGCAGCUCGACUUUGCCUGGAUUUCACGUGUGUUAAAGCAGACUGUGGGAGUGAGCUCGGCUUUGCCCUUUAGCUAUGGACCCAGAAAGACAGAAGCGCAAGGAAGAAAUAGAAAAAGCUCUUGGAUUCAUACACAGGUCGUCUUUGCCUUUUCCUGAUCCUGAAGGUUAUGAGGCAUUUUUGACUCAGUUAGUGUGUAAUUUGCUGGACGAAGGUAACACAGUCUUUCGUGAUGGAGAUUGGAGACAGGCGGCCUCACAUUACAGCGAAGGUGUAAACGUAGCCCGCUAUGCCCAGUCUGAAGCAUUGGUGAUUCCUGCAGAACUGCUGGAAAGUCUGUAUGUUAACCGGGCAGCUGCACACUAUAGUCUAGGUGAGUAUGAGCGAGGGGUGCAGGACUGUGACAGCGCGCUGUGCGUGUCUGAGGGCAGUCGUAGGGCACUCUACAGGAAGGCCCUGUGCCUUAGAGAGCUGGGCCGGUUCAGAGAGGCUUAUGAGUGUGGCACUGGCUGCUUGCUCACUGCACCUCAUGACAGACAAGUCGGUGAGUUGGCUCAGGACUUGGCCAAGAAACUUGGCCUGAAAAUCCGCAAAGCCUACAUCAGCUCCCAGGGUGAUUCUACAACAUCUCAGCCAGAUAGUAAUGGAGAAACUCCUCCUUCUACAGGAGAGACGUCUUCAAACGGGCUUGAGUCUGUGACAGAGACCGGAUCAGAAAAUGCCCAGUGCAUCCCUGCACCAUUGGCUACUCCAAUUCCAGUCAGUGAUGAUCCUCCAAUGCCACCACUAAGUCCAAUAGUGCCCCCGGAGACGCCCGAGAGCCCGAGCCAAGGGCCCACGGGGCGGGUACAGUAUUCUGUGCCAGUUUCAGAGCAAAUGGGUGAAUGCGUGAUAAAUGAGGAUCUGGAAAGCCUGCUGGAAAACAUUCCUAAAGGAGCUGAGGUCAGCGUGAACCCAGUUCAGGGUGCCAUUCCUACUAACCUUCCAAACACAGCAGUGGGUUUGCGUCCUCCCUACCCCUCUGGUCUCCCACCUUCUUCCUCCCAACUCACCCCCCCUUAUUUUGGCUCUGCUGUCAGCCCCCUCACUCAGCUGGACUCUUUCUCCACACUUGGUCAGAGUGAGAGUUCCACACAAGCGAUGGAGUCUCUUAUCCCUUUUGGUUCUGCGUCUGGGGCUGCAGACGCUGCAGGGAGGGCUAGAGCUGGAUCACUGAGCACGGAAGGGCUUGACUCGCUUUCUGAGUACACACUGCCAGGAGGAAGAAUCAAUACCAGUUUCAUCCCUGGAUUACGCAACCAUGCCAUCCAUACGAAUGGUUCAGCUGCCACUAACCUUUCACUGCUGUCCCGCAAUCCACUGGCUGCCACCCACGAGUUCAGACAGGCCUGCCAUGCCUGCUACAGUCGCAUAGGUCCCCGGGUCAUGGAUUACAAGUACCAGCCUGAAGCAGCUCAUCGCUGUAAGAGAGAUGUGCUGCUCUGCCGCCUCAAGACCUCAGACGACACCACUUGGAAGAGGAUACGACCUCGCCCUGCCCGCAAUAAUUUCUUAGGAGCAUUUGUUCUCUGCAAAGAGGUGCAGGAGCGCCAAGAGUGCCAGUACGGAGAGAAUUGCACCUUUGCCUAUUGCCAGGAGGAGAUAGACGUGUGGACUCAGGAGAGAAAAGGAGCUCUUAGCCGAGAACUUCUGUUCGAUCCCCUGGGCACAAACGAGAGAAGAGCACUUAGUGUCACCCGUCUGCUACAGCUUCAUAUGGGCAUGUUCAUGUUCCUCUGUGAGGAAUGUUUUGACAGUAAGCCUCGCAUUAUAAGCAAGCGUAGCAAAGAGAACCUAGGGGUCUGCUCCAACCUUACUGCUAGACAUCCUUUUGAUGACAACAAGUGCCUGGUGCACGUGGUCCGCUCAGCCAACGUGCGCUACAGUAAGAUUCGGCCGCUGCACCCAUUGUGCCAGUUCGAUGUGUGUCGCCAUGAGGUGCGCUACGGUUGCCAGAGAGAAGACAGCUGUUCCUUUGCUCACUCAGUCAUUGAGCUUAAGUGCUGGGUGCUGCAGCAGGACACAGGUAUUACUCAUGAGGAGAUGGUACAGGAGUCUAAGAGACACUGGCAAAGACUGGAGCAGAAUGCUCAGCGGCAGAAGCCCAUGCAUGUGCCUCAUCACACCAGCAGCAGUAGCAGCAGUGCUGUAAGUGCUGGUGUAGGGAGUGGAGGAGUGGCUGGAGGUGGUGGUGACGGCAUCGGAGGCGGCGGCUCAGGGGGAGGCAGCUGUGGCCGAGGUCGUGGGCUUAACCUGAAAAUGAAGUUUGUGUGUGGUCAGUGCUGGAGGGAAGGCCAGGUCAAUGAGCCGGACAAGGCACUGAAAUACUGUACUGCCAAAGCUAAACACAGCUGGACAAAAGAGCGCCGGGUGCUGUUAGUAAAAUCGUUUGAGAAGAAGAAGUGGGUAGUAGUACGACCUCUGCCUUUCUCUCGGACCUACCCCCAGCAGUAUGACAUGUGUGUUCACGUGAUGAAACAGAAGAAGUGCCACUACAUUGGGAACUGCUCUUUUGCGCACAGUUUGGAAGAGAGGGAUGUGUGGACCUACAUGAAGAACAACAGUUUGAGAGACAUGCAGCAGAUGUAUGAUCUGUGGUUAUCGUUAACCAAUCAGAACCGUCGACCAGAUGGCACCCUGAUGACUCCCCCUCCUGAAGAGAAACCCAGCACUAUGCCAGCUGACUACACAGAGGCAAUGGCUGGGCAGCGGUUGUCGGGGAGUGGAGAUCUGUGAUCCUGGCCAAAGUGUUGAGUGGCAACCCAUGCGGUGACCUGGAUGAGGCUUCCUGCAACAAGAUUCAGCCAUUCUCCAGAUGUCAGUUUGUAUGCCCUUGUUCCUUUCGGUGCAAAUAGGAAGCACUUUGUCCUCCUGCACUGCGGACAGCCUGACUGUAGUACUAAUGUGGUGAUCGUGAACAUGCACGCACAUACAUGCUUUCUCAUUAAUGCCCAAAUGUUCUUAUUCACUGACAUUACAUCAGGCUACAAAUACAUGCCAUGUCAUUUGACAGCCUAUGUAAUUUCUGGCCUAUUAUGAAGGCCAAAAAUAAAGAUGCCAAUUAAACAAAAAUUAAACAUUUAUUUGCCCCUCCUAAUACUAUGCUAUUUAAACUUGUGCUCAGGCAAAUGCCAACUAAGUCCCCCAACUGACCAACUGUUUCAUUAGAGUGCAUCAUAUCAGACAGCGGAACAAAAGCUAACUGCUUUCUAAGUAGAUUUCUAUGAUUUCCCCCAGCAUUUUAUUGAAUGAGUGGUGCCUCACUCUCUCUACCUGCCAUAUUGGCAGAACAAAUCUGAAUGUAUAGCCAGCAAAAGGCCAUGAAUAAGAAUGUAGAAUGUAUUAGAGACACCUUGGCAAAACAAAAAAAAUAGUUGUUUAAAAAAUAAUAAUAAUAAAUCCCUUCUUACCCCUUCUUGCGUUUUCUUAACUCAUAGAGCUAGCAUGUAGGUUUACUGCUUGUGUAACUCCACCUGCUAGUCUUGCGUGCACGUACAUGCAUUAACAUUUAGUUUGCACUGAGCGAGCUGUAAAAGAGGCAGUGUUUGGAUGAUGCUGAAGAACUAUUUGCACAAAGUGAUGAGGGCAAUAGUCUCUGCUGCUUCACUCUAGUGGGAUCUAGCUAGUCUUAUUUAAGCUGUUCAGAAGCUGAAUUGUUGUAGGCUUUUGAGAUGAGAAGCAAUUUAAAGAGGGCAAGUGAUUGGAUGUAGUUUUGUUUAGGCUUAUUGGACCCUGUGCUUUUGGAAGCUAUGGUGAAAUAUUUGAAACUCGCAGGGUUAUAUAUUACGGUUCAGUCAUGAAUUCUUUACAGUUCAGAUUGGGUCAGAACCACCACCACUAUUAGUAUCUGGUGUUAGUUGAUUUUUAGAGUCAAACUUGCAAGGAAGUGGGCAAACAAGCUCAUGCGUGGUGUGCCUAUGCGUAAUUAUAUUCCCUCCAAUAAUAAUAUAUCCUCACAGCAUACCUUGUUAUCUUGCUAGUAAGUCUGCCUUUGUGGUGGACGUAAUGUAUACACAUACAUACAAACAUACAAACAUACAUACAUAUUUACUAUAUCGGUAUACUACUAAUGAUUAUUGAUAACUUAGCAGUUAAGCUUAAUUAAAUAUAACCUGACCUUGUAUUGAUUAUAUAGAACCUCUUGUUAUUGAGCUAUGCUAUAUGAACUGUAUUGCUGAAUAGAUGAUUAGUGAUUUUUUUUUUUCUUUGGCUUUCGUGAGGGUCAUUCCAGAAAAGCUUGGAUCUGUAAGCUGUUCCCAGCCCAAACUGCCACAAUAGAGAAGGUAAUAAUUGUAAUAAGUGUAUGAAGCUGGAAUAUAAUUCAGUAAGAAUAUGAUAAAGGGGCAGGAUUUGUAGGGAACCAAAUUUGAGUUUAACUGGAAAGGAAUAUUUUGAAGGAUUUUCUGGAAUGGCCUAGAUGUAUGCUUCUCUGAGGGAUCGUAUUAUUACUACUACUAUUACUACUAUUAUUAUGAUGAUAAUGAUUGCUAUUAUGACUUUCUAUCCUCCUAUAUUCUAUUGAUAUAUGUAUAUGUUAAUUGCAAUGUAUAACUCUCUCUUUAAAUAUAUGUAUCCAUGUAUGAAUAUAAAAAACUUAACAGUGAAUAGUCUAUGUAUGCUGAGUCACAUUUUCAGUUUAGGGAAGGGAGACUGUAGAUACAUGUGCUUGAGGUAAUAUGAUGCUUAUGAUUUAGUUUGUAUUUAAACUGGAAUAGAAGUGCAAAGAUUGUCCCAUUGGACCUGGUUUAGCGCAGGUUAUGUUACAGAGUCCACUCUGUGUUUUAGUUGGCGUGUCUUUAGUUUUGGACUUUAGUAUCAGUGGUCGAGAAAUUGUUUCCUGUAGAGGAGAGAUUUCAGGAUUUUUGGUUGGUUGUUUUUCUUUAAAUGCAGUAAGACUUAAUUCUGAUACUAUGUUAUUGAGCUAUUCUACUCUUCCAAGGCCUUUAGUUGUGAUAAACCUCAAGCACAUGUAUUUGUCAGCUGUAUCGUAAGAAAAUACUAAGCAUACAUAUUUGUUUGUUUGCAUAGCGCCUUAUACAAUAUAAACAUAUAUACAGUUAUAAAUAUCCUAAUAUGUAUAAUCUUUCCCCUUCAGUAUAUAAUUAUAUACACACUUAGACAACUUGGAUAAGAAAAUAGAUGCAAGGUGAUGGAUGUGUGUUUCUUUUUUUUUUUUUUUUUUUUUUCGUAACUUGCUCUGUUGGCUGUUUGCUGAAGUCAGAAGCUAAUUUGAUCGGUUAUUAAUGGCAUGCGACACGAGCUCUAGAGUAUUCUCGUGGGUUGUGGAUCCAGUGGAUUGUUGGUCGCAUUUCACAGCGAUUUUGAUGCCGUUUAAGCUUUUGGCCGAAGCUAGACAAUCAGAGAAUGUGUCAGUAAGCUAAGAGAAAAGGACAGAGAGGUUUAGUCUAUAGAUACCGUCUCAGUCAUGAUAGUGUUUGUAAAGAGUCAUAUCAAAUGAUAAGAAUCUCUUCCCACCAGCUAGUCAAGGGGCUAGAAAGAACAUUAUCCACUCGAACCAACCCACCCAUACACACCCACCCCACCAACCCAUCCAUUGUUUUCAACUUGAGUUUACUUCAUUUAAAUGUGAACUAGUAACUUUCUAUACCAUCUUGGACUUGGACCUCUAGCCAAGUAUGUUAAAAUCAGUGAGGAAAGAUUGCACAUGGUUAAAUGACCUUUGCGUUUAAUGGCCUCUAACCUCUGUCUUGAUGAAUGGGAGAUGUGAUUGUACCAAAUUCACCCUGAAAAGACUUGUCUUUUCUACAGAACAUGAAUAUACACAGUUAGAUUGAUGUUCAAAAUGCUGUUUCUGUCAAAAGUUAUUUUUCAACUGCUUGAGAUAACUGAUGAAAAAAAAAAUCAGAGUUUUGAAAGACAAAAACAAUGCCUCUUUUUGUACUGUAUUUUUACAUUUGUUUUUGUUUUGUUUCUCCUUUUUUUGCUCCCUGGUUGGAAGUGAAUAAUCACAGUGGACCAAAUCUCAUGAGUGUAUAACAAUAAACAGACUGUUUUAGCAAA